UUUAAUGAAAUAUUCUACAUAUUUAUUAACAAACUAAAAAAUCCAAAUGCUCUAUUUAGAGGAUUAUAUUGAGCUUAUCGAACAUUUACCCGAUGAACUAAGAGACAGAUUAACCGAAAUGCGGGAAAUGGACUUGCAGGUUCAAAACAGUAUGGACUCUCUUGAUCACAAAGUGGAAAACUUUUUUUCCCAUGCUAAAAGAAUGAAAUCUGAGGAUAGGGAAAAAGAUUAUGACAAAAUGCAAGGUGAAUUCAAGAAAGUCUAUGAAGAGGCUGAUGAAAAGUCUCAGUUGUCAGAGAAAAUAUACCAACUCUUCUCUAAACACUUAAAAAAAUUGGACCAAGAGCUUAACAAAUUUAAACUAGAACUUGAAGCUGAUAACUCAGGCAUAACUGAAAUUCUGGAAAAGCGUUCUUUAGAUAUGGACACGAUUAACACUCCUACUUAUAAUAAUCCACAUUCUCUCUCUACCCAUUCCUCUCGUUCUGCUGUCAAUGGCAGAAAUAAUAACUCCAUUGUUUCCAAUCUCAUGUCCAAUGCCCGACGUCUAAAUAGAAAAUAUGCCUCACAUUUUGGUGCUUCUAACAGGUAUAAUAAAGGUUCCUCGUUAAGUAAUAAUUCUCAACAUCUUCACAGUACAAACGUGAGAAAUAUCAGAAAAGAAUCUAGAGUUAACUAUGGUUAUAGUCUGAAAAAUGAAAAUACUCGCUCAAACAAUCAAAUUGAAAGGAACAAUUUUGCCCUCAAUCGCAAUAGUUUGUUUGACAGCGAAAUAGGUUCAUCACAAUCUUCACAAAUCUAUCGCCGAGGAACGCACAAAUUCUUGAAAUCCUCUUCAAAUAAAAAUAUGAUCCGUGAAACCAUACCCUCUUCUCCAUCACUCUCAUCAAAUUUAAGGGAUUACACUGAUCGUUAUCAUGAAAAACAUACCCGGCACCCCUCUACCAACUUGCAACAUUCACAAGCUUUCCAAAAUUAUAACAAUCAAUUGCAACAUAACGAGAAUACGAACGUUGAGCAAGAAGAUUUUGAAGAAGAAAACGAAGAGUUCGAAGAAGAGCUAGAAGAUGAGGAUGACCCAGACGAGCCUCGUUAUUGCACCUGCAAUCAAGUGUCCUAUGGGGAAAUGGUCGCCUGUGAUAAUAAUUCCUGCCCAUACGAAUGGUUUCAUUAUGCUUGUGUAGGCGUAACUCAGCCCCCGAAGGGAAAAUGGUACUGUCCCGAAUGUUCUAUUUCAGCAGCCUUCUAAAUAUUUUACAUUAUUAUUUGUAUUAUAAUUUAAUCUUAUAAGCCUGUUUUAUUAAUUUUUAUUGUUAAUGUAAUUGAUUAAUAUGUUAAGAAUGUAAGCAAUACAUAGAUCGAAAUCUAUAAUAACUAAAACAUUUUUUUA
Messenger RNA from Gordionus sp. m RMFG-2023, 1390 nucleotides. Its product is annotated as inhibitor of growth protein 3-like. Gene Ontology annotation, biological process: regulation of DNA-templated transcription. The transcript has 7 exons. Bases 47 to 1249 code for a protein of 400 amino acids. The record is from RefSeq and is a predicted model, not a curated record. Lineage: Eukaryota; Metazoa; Nematomorpha; Gordioida; Chordodea; Parachordodidae. Gene Ontology annotation, cellular component: NuA4 histone acetyltransferase complex.